Molecule: messenger RNA, 2710 nt
Organism: Chaetomium strumarium
Lineage: Eukaryota; Fungi; Ascomycota; Sordariomycetes; Sordariales; Chaetomiaceae
Exons: 3
Coding region: 302-2473 (723 amino acids)
Source: RefSeq, a predicted model, not a curated record
CAAACAUCUACCCAACUACCCCUUCAGUGGUGAACAGGUAGGGGACUUAUUCACAACUCAGCGGCAUUAUCACACGGCGUCAUCACACGGCGUUACCACAGCGGUCGACCGGCUUCCAAAGCGAACAACCCGCGGGUCAACCAAACGCGUCGUGCAGCAGAGCCCCAGUUCAGUACACCUGGCUCUAUGAACUGCACUACAUUCGGCUCUUGUGCUCGCAGCCAGACCGCGAGAGGAUCAAAGAUCUGGCGAGGCUGCCCGAGCUUAGCAGUCGGCAUAUACUGCUAAACAUCCUACAAAAAUGUCGCACCCUCGUAUAGAUGGCGAACAAUUCUCCGUGCCCGCCAAAGCUGAGCCUCCAUCAGACACAUGUUCGAAGGGCGCAUGGCUAUCAUGGAUUCUGGAUGACCCGUGGAGGCCAAUCCUUCCGGCACGGGGUCCAACAUCCGAGGCUGAACUUGCAACCCCUGUAUUGAACCCAAUGUCAUCGACGGCGGCACUGACCGGCUCUACACUGACCGGCUAUAGCGAGGAGUUUGAGGAGCUCGGGGAGAAGGGCGAGUUCGCAAUGAGUCGCAAAAGCGAUCAGGAGUCGUUCCCGGCAGACUUCUCCGUACAGUCCUCACUAGACUCCUCGUGCUCCCUCAUCGGUACCGGUAGCGCAUAUUCGUCGUACUAUAGAGCUGCCUCUAUAGACAUUCCCCUACCUACAACCGCAUUUUAUGAUGCGUACAGUUUGGAAAAGGCCAAACCCGCGCGCCUGAGCUCCUUAUCCGAUGUUAAGGAUGGCGAGCAUGAAGCUGUGACCGUGGAAGACGAGACCGAGUCCAGGUCCCCAACUCCGUGGCCGGAGAGUUGGUAUGAGGGCGGCAAAGAGCUUGGCCUUUCUCACUUUGUCGGGCAAGUCUUGACAGAACGCCUCGACCGAGCGCCUGACAUCCGCAGUGGGGCCAAUACUCCGCCGCCUGCGUCGGCUAUCCUUGUAGCUGCGAGCGGUCCGCAUGUGCAGAACACUGCGCAAGAUGCAAUGUCACAUCCGCCGCACGCAACCGCAUCAUCAACCACCAGCCAGACACUGCUGCCCGAUUGUACAUCUUCCAACUUCCAGAGGAAAAGGCCAAGGAAUGGCGGUGGCGGCGGCGGGGAUGACGAAGAUGACGACGGCCGCCCUCCGAAGCGACCAGUGGUCACGAAAACACCAGGCAGCGAGAGCACCCGAGGGCCGUUGUACGCCUGCCCUUAUCAAAAGCGAUAUCCAAGGGACAGCCCACUGUGUGGCAUGCCUCAUGGGUCUAGGCGUGAGUUCGGCUGGGAGACGGUUUCGCGAGUAAAACAACACCUCCUGGAAAGCCAUGGGAGGGACUACCACUGCUCCAACUGCUGGAGAGCCCAUAAGAAGGUGGAGGCUGCCAAGAGCUGCCCCCAAACGAAAGGCUGUGUGAAGCGGCAGAGUCCACCGAAGCUCUGGCUCACGGACGCCGAAGUGUCACAACUUCGGGCCGCAAGGUUUGACAGCAAAAGUGAUGAUGCGUGGUACUGUAUCUUCGGGCUGCUGUUCCCAGACGAAGAGGAACAUGGGUCACAAGGCUAUCGCGCAAAGUACACGCCAUGUGAGGCAAUAAUAGUACCGAAGAGAACUGUGUGGGAUAGGUCACUGACGGUUAUUUUCGUAGACUAUACCGUUGCCAUACCCAUCCCGCUAGCAUACCCUUCCAACGGCAUGACCGACAACAGGAGCCUCAACAGCAUGUGGACCCCUUCCACUGGUACUAGUAGUGGAGGUAACCCCACAAGCUCCCUUGGGUUAACCCCUUCGGACAGCAACAGAAGCGCGGAGUCUUCUAAAGAAGGGGCAGAUGGAGAGCCGAUACACAAUGCAUCUGAGAUUCAGGAUGCAUAUACGCCUUGCGCGCCAAACGAUGGCCUCCAAGCUGCAAGCACCAUCACAUCCUGCGAAAGCGCGAGACAAGGCUCCAUCGCUUCGCAGUUCCAUACUAUACCGGACCUGUCUAUCGGCGAUUUCCCAAGCGAUGCCACCCGACCCCUUGGACCCGACAGCGAAGGGUUAAAUCCAAUCUUUCUGCUCAAUGAUUCAAAUCCGGCAAACCUUCAUUCUCAGCCAUCAGUUACAGCGCAAGAGACGCCCUCAACAACCACAAACGAGCCCCUUAGACCCUCGUCGUGCACGUGUACCUUUGCCCCUAGAUGCAUCUGCAGACUGAAAACGCGGACCAUACAUCUCCGACGGGAGAAUGAGGAACUUCGGACAGAGAUAGAGACGUUGAGGAAGGCUCUAGAAGGUGUAAGGCGGACGCUCGAACAACAUGACGAAUAUGUUCAAGAUGUUGAGGACACAAAUUUGCUUCCGGGCGAAGUGAUGGCUCGGCUCUGGGGAUACCAGGAUAAGAUGAGAACUUUUUGUCGUACCAAUGGUAAUGCAGGAAAGUGCGAUAUCUUGUCGUACCAAUGGUAAUGCAGGGUAGAUAUCGCACUUUCAAAGACCUGUGCAGAGCAGUAGCAAACAAAUAUAAUCACAGUGGGCGGGAUAGGAGGUCGAUGUGGUCGACGUCUUGAAGGUUUUGCUAGUAGUUAUACAUUCACAGCGCUCGCUUGUGAAGAGUUGUACCAGACGUCCUAGUCUCCAGCAAACCAAGGAUACUGCAACGCCUCCCGCGCCGUGAUCCUCCGCGAGGGAUCCAUGCAGGUCAUC